AACUAAUCGAAAAGACAGUCAAAAGACACCUUUUGAGUGCGUGUCAGUGCGGUAGAGAAAACGUCUCGAUGGGUAAACUCGGUGGCAUCGGUACGUUGAAUCGGUUGCUCAGUCCUUGGCUUAGCCGGACGCAGACGACCAUACCGCAAGCUUCCGUGGCCACCGGUGAUCCAUCCCGUAGACAAUCGCAUCACCAAGCGCAUGAUCUCGUGGAGCGGCACGAUCAGCAACAUGACGUGGAAGAGGUGCGCAUUCCCAUUCCCUACGGUGAAAUAGCGGGUAAAUGGUGGGGCCCGAAAAACGUACGACCCGUUGUGGCACUUCACGGUUGGCAGGAUAAUGCGGGCACGUUCGAUCGGCUAAUACCGUUGCUACCGAAGCAUAUGAGCUUUCUGGCGCUGGAUCUGGCCGGGCAUGGAUUGUCCUCGCGGUUGCCCGACGGCAUGAUGUACCACUCGCUCGAUAACACGCUGGUGCUGUGUCAUUUGAUGAAGGAGUACCGAUGGAAGAAGCUUUCCUUGUUGGGACAUUCGAUGGGAUCCAUCCUUAGCUUCAUAUUCGCUGCCACCUUUCCGGAUAAGGUAGAUUUCUAUAUCGGAAUCGAUGCCCUCAAGCCGCACAUUCACGAUGCGACCAAGUUUCCCGCUCGGCUGGAAAAGCGUCUGCCGAAAAUGUUGCAGGCGGACACACGUAACCGUGAAAAAUCCGAACCACCUUCCUACCCGUACGAGGAGUUAAUAGAGCGUCUGCAUCUCGGGACUAACAAAUCGGUCAGCAGAGAAGCGGCCCCGUUUUUGCUCUACAGAAACACCCGCAAAUCGACACUCCAUCCGGAUCGGUACUUCUUCACUCGGGACAGUCGCUUGAAGCACAGUUUGGGCGUCGGUUGGGACCAGGAAACUAAUCUGGAGUUCGCCAAACGCGUCACCAUGCCGUACCUCUUCAUCAAGGCAAUACAUUCGCCGUACUAUGAGGACAGGAAAUAUUUCGAUGAGUUUGUCGAGGUGGUAAAGAAGAAUAAUCCACUGUUCGAGUUGGAGUUCAUCGACAGUACGCAUCAUUUACAUCUCACCGAACCGGAAAAGGUGGCACCGGUCGUUAACCGGUUCUUGGAAAAAUACUGGAAAAAAGAUGAAAACUAAAUACAAUGUUAGCGAAGCAUUAAAUGCAUAUUUAUUGUUCUAUCUACUAAUGAGGUGAAUAAAGAAACCCUACUACGAUUA
Messenger RNA from Anopheles coustani, 1223 nucleotides. Its product is annotated as probable serine hydrolase. NCBI's taxonomy places the organism in Eukaryota, Metazoa, Arthropoda, Insecta, Diptera, Culicidae. The coding region runs from base 69 to 1142 and encodes 357 amino acids. The transcript is spliced from 2 exons. The record is from RefSeq and is a predicted model, not a curated record.